This is a messenger RNA of Peronospora farinosa, 279 nucleotides long. The record is from the annotation of a GenBank genome assembly. NCBI's taxonomy places the organism in Eukaryota, Oomycota, Peronosporomycetes, Peronosporales, Peronosporaceae.
AUGUCGUUAAGUGCGUUCGUGGCUGGUGUGGCGCUUGGUGGAUUGCGUUACGGCGCCGUCAAGUUUCAAUUACUGGAGCGUGAGAGUGUCGUGCUAUACUCGGUGAAUCAGGUGAAAGAGAGCUUUCAUGGUGAUGAACACAUAAAGACGCACAAAAAGGGACGGUACGAGUCGAUGCCAAGUUGGGAGCAUGAGUACUAUACGUACGUACGUAAAGGCUGGAACACAAAAGUACUGACGUUUCGUAACAAGAUGUACGAGUUCUUUGAGACAAAGUAA